CUCCUACUGAUGACUAACAAUUCUAACAUGAAGGCAAGAUUUAUUCCUUGUGGAUGCGCCUAUCGCAUGGACUCAUGGUCUUAAGCCUUCAGACAAUGACCUUCGCACAACACUCCGACUGCAAUAUUCCUGUAGCCGUGGAGGUGUCAUGCUGCCACAGCUGUUCUACCGCGAGCAUUACUGUCUUUUUGAAUCCUUGCGCACCGUAUUCCAACACGGCUGGCAUAGAUCCCUCCUCUUCGAAGAUAUCGAAGGCGUCCUACCAGGCCACCCCAUGCUUUACGUGAUUAGCAGCUCCCUCUGGGAAGCUAAUCUUCGCUUUCUAACUACCACUAUCCGCGACAUCAGUUUCCGUGACCUUCGCGACCCCAGUGACUCCACCAAUGACAAACUCCAUGAUCAGCGACAGGACCUCGACUACCUCCGCACCUUCGUGACUGAGACGCUCAAAUGGUACCCUCCCACGCUCCCAUCAUACUUCCUCAGCCUGCCGAAAUACGAUCAACGGCAUCGUGAUCAUAUCGCGGACAACUCGGAACAUCCCAUACAAAACCUGAGGCGCAUCCUCAAGGACGCAGAAAAUCUCCAGGGCUUCCUCAUCGACACGUUCCAGCUGCUCAUGAGCUCCGUCAGCGUGCGCGAGAGCAGGCUGAGCAUCGAGCAAGCUCGGCUGAGUGCGGAACAGGCGCGGCGCAGCGCAUGGCUCACGCAACUGGCCAGCGUGUAUCUCCCGCUUUCUGUGGUGACGGGAAUUUUUGGGAUGAACCUCAAGGAGAUUAGCGAAGGGCCGCCGAGAUGGUGGUGGGCGGUCGUAGUAUUGGUCGUGCUGGUGGUCUGUACGGUGGGAAUUUACUACUCGCUGAGGGAAGUGGAGAAGAUUGCCGAAGAGAGGAGGCAGAGAAGGGUGGAAGGGCGACAAGUAAAGAGGGUUAAUGAGAAGCCCAGGGACGGGAGAGGUGGUGUUUAACGGUUUCGAGGACGGUGCUCACGAGUCUCACUGACUACCCUCGCGAACAUUUUUCGACACCCUUAGGAUUAAUUUUCGAAUACUUGUUUACGUCAUUCGUCUUCGACAGCACUUGCAGAAUCUAUAGAGCAAUACGUCAACCUCCACGGCCUCUCCCUCUCCCUCGCGAAUACAGGCUGUGAGGCACAAAUUGUAGUGCAGACAUGCUGGACGCAAGCCCGUCCAUUGCUGUCUGAGUGGAUGUCUGAGCUGUUGAUGACUCUCCACUUC
Molecule: messenger RNA, 1237 nt
Organism: Paraphaeosphaeria sporulosa
Lineage: Eukaryota; Fungi; Ascomycota; Dothideomycetes; Pleosporales; Didymosphaeriaceae
Exons: 1
Coding region: 149-967 (272 amino acids)
Biological process (GO): metal ion transport; transmembrane transport
Cellular component (GO): membrane
Molecular function (GO): metal ion transmembrane transporter activity
Source: RefSeq, a predicted model, not a curated record